AUGACGUACGGCCAAGCAAAAAUAACAGACACCUGCCCUGCACAACCAGGAGAUGUUUUUCUCGUUUCAGCCGUGCAUUUGAGUCGCCCCUCUUUGCCUCUCUUUGCUCUCCGCCUCGCGCUCAAAAUGCUCCCCUCACUCCAGCUGGUCGAGCGCGCCGAGGAGGCGACGCACGCGCAGGAGGACGAUCUCGACGAGCCGGACCUCGGCCGGCUCGUGGUCAUCCGCCGCUCGGGCCAGGACGGCGGCUCGGACCCCAACGAGUGCGACAUCGUGAUAAAGCUGCCCGACGUCUCCAAGGUGUGGCUCCACAACCUCACCAAGACCAACCCGCAGGGAACGCUCGUCAACGGCGCCCCUGUCGAGAUCAACGGCAAGCGGCUGCUCCAGUCGGGCGACGUGAUCGCCAUCAACGAGCGCAAGUUCCGCUUCGAGUCGCCGCCGCCGCCG
Messenger RNA from Emiliania huxleyi CCMP1516, 450 nucleotides. RefSeq lists its product as hypothetical. The record is from RefSeq and is a predicted model, not a curated record. Lineage: Eukaryota; Haptophyta; Isochrysidales; Noelaerhabdaceae. The transcript is spliced from 4 exons. Gene Ontology annotation, molecular function: protein binding. The annotation marks the transcript as partial.